This is a messenger RNA of Lachancea fermentati, 645 nucleotides long. The record is from the annotation of a GenBank genome assembly. NCBI's taxonomy places the organism in Eukaryota, Fungi, Ascomycota, Saccharomycetes, Saccharomycetales, Saccharomycetaceae.
AUGAUCCACCUUCGUAACAUAUUCCUCUCUCCGCCUCUCACCUAUCGUAUUUUUCCAUUUUCCUUCCCUCUCCCUGCUCUCAUCUCUCAUCUUCCUCGCUUCAUCGCGUUUGAUACGACACAAUCCAUCCAUAUUCCUACCGCUCCCACCACCCGCCUUCUUGGGACACCCGCUUUCCUCGGAUACCGCACUUCCAACUCACGCUUUCCUGGGAUACCCAUUCUUCUCGACCAUCACUACUUCUACUCGUUCUACCGCUUCUACGAUACCAGACUUAUUACUACUCCUACUUCUUCCAUCGCUUCUCGCAUUACCGCUCCUGGAAUACCUGCUUCUCUGGCACCUACUUCCCAUUUCGGCUUUCCUAGGAUACCCGCCUUCCUGACACCUCACCAUCCUGGCACCUCACCUUCGUGGGAUACCCACCUUCUCGAAAUACUUUCCAUGACAUCGCGAUUCCCUGACACUUCACUUCCUAAUACCUCACCUUCCUCGGAUCUCAUUUUGGAUCGCACCUGGGAUCUUACCUCUUGGAAAUCUCCAUUCCUCACCCCGUUUUCAUGGCAGACCAGCUUUGCUCGAUACCUGCUUUUCUCGCAUACCUACUUUCUUAGGAAACCUACUAUCCAGACAUCCACUAUCUGA